This is a messenger RNA of Cuscuta epithymum, 10191 nucleotides long. Lineage: Eukaryota; Viridiplantae; Streptophyta; Magnoliopsida; Solanales; Convolvulaceae. The record is from the annotation of a GenBank genome assembly.
GAAAUAGAAAACUACGUGCCUGGGUCAGUUUGACACCGACCAAGUAUCACGUUAUCACCUAACUCCAUUCAGCGCAACUACUUACCGGUCAUCGGUUUGACACUGAUCCGGUAUCACCUAACUCCAUUUCCCCGUCAAUCGGAAUCUCUUUUCCGACAUAACCAUGGCUGUAAAUAUUCUCCGCACUUCUCUGUCACCAAACGCUAAGCUUAUUCCGAAUUUCCACUGCUCUAAUGUAAGGACUUCCCGGUUAAAUCCUAUCAGCCUUAAACGAAGCCGCAGCUACCCUCGUUUGCCCCGUAAUGGCGUCUUCGCCAAGGCAAUCGAGCUCGAUCUCGGCCCUACGGAACAGGGGAAGCGGGAAGAUUUGACCUUGCUUCUGGACGUCACCGGGAUGAUGUGUGGCGCGUGCGUCUCACGAGUCAAAUCGAUCCUUUCCGCCGACGACAGAGUCGAGUCCGCCGUAGUUAACAUGCUGACCGAGACGGCAGCGGUGAAGCUGAAACCGGCUGCUGGUAUUGCUUCCGUGGCGGAGGGAUACGCCGCUGAGGAGCUAGCUAAGAGGCUGACGGAAUGUGGUUUCCCGUCGAAGAAGAGAGCGUCCAGGCUUGGGAUUGAAGUUAAGGUGAAGAAUUGGAAGGAGAUGGUGGCGAAGAAGGAAGCUUUACUGGUGGAGAGUCGGAAUCGGGUGGCUUUUGCCUGGACGCUGGUAGCUCUGUGUUGUGGAACUCACGGGUCCCAUAUACUGCACUCUCUAGGCUUCCACGUCGGCCAUGGACCUUUCAUGGAACUACUGCACAAUUCGUAUCUGAAAGGUGCAUUGGCUUUAGGUGCCCUGUUGGGGCCGGGAAGAGACCUGCUUUCUGAUGGUGUACGAGCCUUCAUGAAGGGAUCACCAAAUAUGAACUCUCUAGUUGGCUUUGGAUCACUUGCUGCAUUUAGUAUAAGUGCUGUAUCACUUCUUAAUCCUGCUCUUCAAUGGAAUGCAUCUUUUUUUGAUGAACCGGUCAUGCUUCUUGGAUUUGUUCUGUUGGGGCGUUCUUUGGAGGAAAGAGCGAGGCUCAAAGCAUCUAGUGACAUGAAUGAGUUACUGUUGUUUCUAUCUGUUGGAGACUUGAAGCCUCUGUCAAAUGUCAAUAAACAUAAUUUGAAGGCUAAAUAGCAGAACUGUUCCGACCAUGCUGCUUACUGGCUUGUAAUUAUCAGUGUUUAAAUACCACAGAGAGAGAGAGAGGUAGGGAUGGGAAGACAAAUGGAGAGAUUCCCUUUAUCUCCUAACAUGAAUUGUAAAAGUAAAACAUGGUAGUUGGACCACCAGGCUGGAUUCAGCCUCCAGCGAACUACUUCAAUAAAAAAAUUGACAGGCCAUGUAGAGCCACUAUGCAGUAUCUCUUAGCUCAGGUGAAUUUACAUUUUUGUGCCCAUAAGUUGUAUUAUAAACUGUAUAAUGCUCUCUCAGUUCCAAAAAUAAUGUCCCAUUUUCUAUUUUACUAUGUCUUGAUGUCCCAUUUUUAUUGUCUUGCUUCCUAAAAUGGUUAAAAUUGAGCGGAACAUAAUAAAGAUGAUUGUUAUUAACUACUAAGCAUUAUUAAAUGGGUGAGAUGAAAUAAAGGUCCUUUUUCUUAUGAUUUGGGCUAAAAUGGCAUAGAAAUCUUUGGGACUCAUUGACUCAGAGAGAAGUUGUUAUCAUACACUUAUUACACUUUGAUCGGGUUAAACUUGCAAGUAUACAAGUGCCGGUGUAGUAAUAAAGUACCGGUAAAAUAUUAUGGUAAAUGUUCCCCGGCAUUUACCCCGCCAAUGGGUGGUUUCCUCACCGGGUAAAAAAAAAAAGAAAAACAUAAAAUACCAGUAAGUACCGGGUUGAUCCACAUGGAAAUGAUUGAUAUUAUAAAGUUCGGGAUUUGAAUAUAAGUAUAGAAAUGAUAUAAACUUGGAGGAAUUUGUUCUUUGGUAUUGGUUAUAAUGAGAAUAAGGAUUACCAAGGUAAUCAGGACUCACUUAAAUGCUUUUAUAGGGAUUAAUACCAGUUCUUUGCCAAUAAUUAUGAAUAUGAUGUAGCUAAUAUAUUCCCGACUCUGGUUAAGAAAGUGUGAUACACUUGUAAUUUCCGUAUGUAUGUUUACGUUUUUAGCUAGUUUUGGUUGUUUAGUAUUUCGGAAAUUACACACUUUUGGUGUAAUAGUUUAGUUUGUUGAAUUCUUGUAAUUUGUUUAGAUUAGGGUCAUUCUGAGCUCAAACAGGUCUACCAUCACUCAAAGGACAGUUGGUGAACCCCAAAAGUGGAAGGAAGGUGCAAAAUCACAAGAAAAAAGGGAAAUCCUGAUUUUGGUCUAUACUCGGUCGAGUAUUACCUAUACUCGAUCGAGUAUAAGGUUGAAACUUCAAAUCGGAUCGGAUCCGAGGACAAAGGAACAUGCCGGGAAGAUUUUGGCCACGAUUUAGUGUCUAUACUCGAUCGGGUAGACCGACAUACCCGAUCGAGUAUGCCUUUGAGUUUAAACCCGAAAUCGGUCGAGUAUGGCUCGAAUAUCACUUUCUGCACAUACUCGACCGAGUAUGAACAUAUACUCGAUCGAGUAUACCUCGAAUCUGGUAUUUCUACACAUACUCGAUCGAGUAUCUGUAUAUACUCGAUCGAGUACCCGAGCCUGCACCUCAAAAAGCCUAUAAAUACACCUCCUUUCCUUCACUUUAAGAAACCAAUUCCUUUAUACUCUUAAGCUCAGUUUAGAAUAGCAUUUCUUUAUAUUUCUUUUAGCAUGUUUAGUCUCCAAAUGAGGAGCUAAACUUCCAUUUCUUGGUAUUGCUCUUGAAGCUUGUUGAUUAUCAAAGUUGUGAGUUAUUUUCUUAACUUCUUUUCCUUGAAUAUUAAUUCUUCCUUUAAAUACCAUUUCUAUAUCAAUGUUGGGGAGUGUUGCUAAGAUGACAAUUAGUUAACAUCUUGACAUUAGUUAUAGUAAUAGUCAUUUCUUCCUCUAUGUUAAUAUUGGGGAGUGUUACUAAGAUGACAAUUAGUUAACAUCUUAAUAUUAACUAUAGUAGGAUUCAUCUUCUUUAAUAUUCUUCCUUGAGUAUCAAUUAAUUCCUAUUCAUAUUUCAUAUUAAUAUCUUGAACAUUACUUAAAGGAUCAACUAGUUUUGUUUCAUAUAUUAAUUACUACUAGAGACGAUCAACGAACCAAUGGUUAAUCGUUGAUAGUUUCACAAGUAAGUAACUUCGGUUUGUUAAUGCACGGUCGUGGUUAAUAAACUUAAGAGGGAUUAAUUUUGUUGGUUAAACCGAAACCGUUGUGUUGAGGUUAUCAAUCUCAAUUGAUUUCAUCAAGGAGUUAAAAGACUAAAUGCUACUAUCAAGUCGGUAUACGGCGUUGUUCUAUACUUGACUAAUAGUAAGGGUUAUUAAUGAACGGUCGUUGUUAAUAACUACCCUCGAUGAAUUGGAUAUACUCCUCGAUUGAGUAUUCGAGAGGAGAUAAGUUAUAGAUAUAACAAUGAUCGACUAAAAUAUAUCAACAAGUGGAAAGUAGCAAUACCAAGUCCCUUUUUAUCUUUGAAUUAAAUCUCAUAUAAGUCUUUUAUCUUAGUAUUUAAUUAAUUAAAUUCAAACAAUACCAAAACCCCCCUUAUUUACUAGUUUUACUAAAAAGAGAAUUAUUCCUUUCCCUGUGGAUACGAACUCUACUACGCUAUACUACGUAUUAGUGCUAGUAUUGAAUUUACUUUGAGUGCACUCACGACAAAGUGCACGUCAAAUUUGGCGCCGUUGCCGGGGAAAGGCAAUUAUUUUUCUUUUUAUUUUAUCUCAUAAAAAUCAAAAACAAAAAAAAAAAAAACAAAAAAAAAAAAACAAAAUCUUACUUUUCUAUUUUCUGAGCUUACAUGAGUAUAUGGAUACCAACAUAUCAUCCCUAGAGAGGCAAAUUUCCGUCUUAACUUCUCUAAUAAAGGAGUUUAUUUCAUGUUCAAAAUCUCAAGAUGUCCAUACAUGCAACAUUUGCAUGUCACACAGACAUCUUACGGAUUUUUGCCCAGAACUUCAAAAAGAAUACUUUGAACAAAGGAAUGAUGUUGGUUUCCAAGAGAGGUAUGAUUCAUUCUCCAACACAUAUAACCCAUACUCAAGUUCUUAUUCUAGCAUGUCCACUGAAGACAUGAUCCGAUCUCUCACUAUCAAUGUGACAAAUAUGCAACAAAAUGUGUCACAAUGCCCGCAAGAAACAAUGUCCAACGAACAGAACUUGGACAAUCAAGCGCAACAAAUGCCAAGCAUUGUGAACCACAUGAGCGAGGAGGAGGAAGAAGAGGAGAAUACGGAGAAAGCUCAACUGGAGGAGGAACCUCAAAACUCAACUCAACCAUCGGCCAUUCCUGAGAUCAUGCCACCAAUUCCGGAGGCUCUAAAUGAAACACAAAGGGUGGAGAAGGACAAAGAUAUCUAUGAAAUCUUCCGCAAUUGUGAAUAUAAUUUAGACUUCUCUUUGUUCACAAAUAAGCAAGGAAUAACGGUGGAGUUGCACAAAUAUUUCAUACUCCCUCUUAUACCACCCGAAUCAAAACCCCUUCCAUUGACCAUGCUUAGAGAAAAUCAUGGACCCUCACUCUCACAAUAUGAAGCGAUACAAAUCCGGAUAUUUGAUCCCGGAAAGAUUGUCCAAAUAGAGGGUCGAAAAAUAUUGUAUUUCUAUAAGAGUCACCCGGGUGAAAAUUUGAAGAAGAUGAAGUAUCACGAUCCAAGCUUGAACGAUUGAACACAAUGAUGGCGUCGUGCCGCGACGUUAAAUUAGGCGCUUCUUGGGAGGCAACCCAAGCAAGGUAUGUUUUCUUUUCAGUUUAUUUCAGUAUGUGUGCGUGUGUAAAAAAAAAAAAAAAAAAAAAAAAAGUGUAUCUGGGGACAUACCCGAUCGCGUAAUCUUCCAUACUCGGUCGGGUAUGGGUAAAAAUAGGGAGAACCGAGUUCCAUACUCGAGCGAAAUGGUCAGUAUUUUAAACAUUGGAGGCAUACUCGAUCGAGUAUCAGUAAUACUCGGUCGAGUAUGUCCAGAAAGGCAAAUCCAAAAAGAGCCUGUUUCCAGCACUCGAUCGAGUAUGGACAUAUACUCGGUCGAGUAUGUCUGGAAAAUCAACCUACCAGACCCUGUCUUGAAGGCCCGAUCGAGUAUUAAGCCAUAUUCGAUCGGGUAUUACUGGAAAACUUCAUACUCGAACCCCUGUGUUGAGUAUCCGAUCGGGUAAAUCUGCAACUUAACCCCAAAACACUCCCCAAAACACUUCAUCUUCUCCAGACACCCAUACCAACCUCGACCCCUUCUCCCCAAAACUCCAUUUUUCUACCUUCUCUCUACCAUAUCUCCAUCAUUUCCCCACCAAAACACCCACAACCCACCAAAAAACAAAAUCACCCUACUCCACAAACAACAAAAGCCGAAAUUGGGCACUAGGGACAGUGCUUGAACUAAGUGUGGGGGAGGAGACUCAUCAUGGGUAUGUAAUCUUAUUUUCUACCUUUUACUACGCAUGAACUUCUUUAAAAAAAAAAACAAAAAAAAAAUGAAGAAAAGAAAUGCUAGUUAGGUUGAAAACCCAACAAAAUGGGCAAUCUAAGCAAAAAAAGGCUUGUGAAAAAUGAUGAGUGAGUUGGGAGAAUGGAAAAUGAAAAGAGAUGCUAGGAUGAAAACCUGAAAAGGCUCCUAGGCAAAAUGAGAGAUAUGAGAGUAAUAUUUAUUUUUGCAUGCACUCAUUUAAUCUCUUUGGAGAAAAAGAGGAAGAAGAGAAGAAAAAGAAGAAAAAAAAAAGGGCAAGAAGAUGGAGCAUAGAAGAUCAUUAAACCCUAGAAAGAAUGUUGUUGUAAAAACUCAUUUUUCCCCUGGUGGUCUUAGUUUCCUUCUUUCUUGAACUUUUGGAAAACUCUUAAACCGGUUGGAUGUUUCUGUUUUACUCGAGGUCGAGUAAAGAACUAAGUGUGGGGGAGUUGAUACACUUGUAAUUUCCGUAUGUAUGUUUACGUUUUUAGCUAGUUUUGGUUGUUUAGUAUUUCGGAAAUUACACACUUUUGGUGUAAUAGUUUAGUUUGUUGAAUUCUUGUAAUUUGUUUAGAUUAGGGUCAUUCUGAGCUCAAACAGGUCUACCAUCACUCAAAGGACAGUUGGUGAACCCCAAAAGUGGAAGGAAGGUGCAAAAUCACAAGAAAAAAGGGAAAUCCUGAUUUUGGUCUAUACUCGGUCGAGUAUUACCUAUACUCGAUCGAGUAUAAGGUUGAAACUUCAAAUCGGAUCGGAUCCGAGGACAAAGGAACAUGCCGGGAAGAUUUUGGCCACGAUUUAGUGUCUAUACUCGAUCGGGUAGACCGACAUACCCGAUCGAGUAUGCCUUUGAGUUUAAACCCGAAAUCGGUCGAGUAUGGCUCGAAUAUCACUUUCUGCACAUACUCGACCGAGUAUGAACAUAUACUCGAUCGAGUAUACCUCGAAUCUGGUAUUUCUACACAUACUCGAUCGAGUAUCUGUAUAUACUCGAUCGAGUACCCGAGCCUGCACCUCAAAAAGCCUAUAAAUACACCUCCUUUCCUUCACUUUAAGAAACCAAUUCCUUUAUACUCUUAAGCUCAGUUUAGAAUAGCAUUUCUUUAUAUUUCUUUUAGCAUGUUUAGUCUCCAAAUGAGGAGCUAAACUUCCAUUUCUUGGUAUUGCUCUUGAAGCUUGUUGAUUAUCAAAGUUGUGAGUUAUUUUCUUAACUUCUUUUCCUUGAAUAUUAAUUCUUCCUUUAAAUACCAUUUCUAUAUCAAUGUUGGGGAGUGUUGCUAAGAUGACAAUUAGUUAACAUCUUGACAUUAGUUAUAGUAAUAGUCAUUUCUUCCUCUAUGUUAAUAUUGGGGAGUGUUACUAAGAUGACAAUUAGUUAACAUCUUAAUAUUAACUAUAGUAGGAUUCAUCUUCUUUAAUAUUCUUCCUUGAGUAUCAAUUAAUUCCUAUUCAUAUUUCAUAUUAAUAUCUUGAACAUUACUUAAAGGAUCAACUAGUUUUGUUUCAUAUAUUAAUUACUACUAGAGACGAUCAACGAACCAAUGGUUAAUCGUUGAUAGUUUCACAAGUAAGUAACUUCGGUUUGUUAAUGCACGGUCGUGGUUAAUAAACUUAAGAGGGAUUAAUUUUGUUGGUUAAACCGAAACCGUUGUGUUGAGGUUAUCAAUCUCAAUUGAUUUCAUCAAGGAGUUAAAAGACUAAAUGCUACUAUCAAGUCGGUAUACGGCGUUGUUCUAUACUUGACUAAUAGUAAGGGUUAUUAAUGAACGGUCGUUGUUAAUAACUACCCUCGAUGAAUUGGAUAUACUCCUCGAUUGAGUAUUCGAGAGGAGAUAAGUUAUAGAUAUAACAAUGAUCGACUAAAAUAUAUCAACAAGUGGAAAGUAGCAAUACCAAGUCCCUUUUUAUCUUUGAAUUAAAUCUCAUAUAAGUCUUUUAUCUUAGUAUUUAAUUAAUUAAAUUCAAACAAUACCAAAACCCCCCUUAUUUACUAGUUUUACUAAAAAGAGAAUUAUUCCUUUCCCUGUGGAUACGAACUCUACUACGCUAUACUACGUAUUAGUGCUAGUAUUGAAUUUACUUUGAGUGCACUCACGACAAAGUGCACGUCAAAUUUGGCGCCGUUGCCGGGGAAAGGCAAUUAAUUUUUCUUUUUAUUUCAAUCUAAAAAGAAAAAAAAAAAAAUAGUUGAAGUAUAAAGAUUUCUAUUUCUUCUGAGCUUGUUUGAGUAUAUGGUAAGAACCCGAUCUAUAAACGAAAUCAUCUACCAAACAAACCCCCAAACGGAACAAGCCUUCGAGAGGUUUAGGAAUUUAUUUCCGAAUACUUCUUCGGAAGAAUCAUCAAGUGCUAGUUCUCAAUCUAGCGAGACCGAAGAGUCAAUCACUAUGGCUCACGAAACAAGAACACUGAGGGAGCUCACGGCUCCGAAUCUAGAUCAACAACCUCUAUGUAUCACUUUUCCAACUCUUGAUACGGGGGUCACAUUUGAGCUAAAAUCUGGGCUCAUUCAUCUCCUUCCAUCAUUCCAUGGCUUACGAGGGGAGGAUCCAAACAAACACCUGUCGGAGUUCCACAUUGUGUGAAACGUGCUUACAGAUACUCGAUCGAGUAAAGUGAAAACGUGCUUUUUGUUACGUUCGCUUAUAUCCACUAAAUCAAGACUUGUGGUUACUCCUUGUGGAAGUGGCUCCUCAAGCAAUGUGGUCAGCUCUGAUGCAAUAUACAUUGAAGUACCAACUGAUGAUAUUCGAGUUGGAGACUCAUUGCUGGUUUUGCCUGGUGAAACAAUACCCGUAGAUGGUUAUGUUGUUGCAGGUAGGAGUGUUGUGGAUGAAUCUAUGCUUACUGGGGAAUCCCUUCCGGUAUUUAAAGAGAAAGGCUUGUCUGUAUCAGCAGGAACAAUAAAUUGGGAUAGUCCAAUAAAAAUUGAGGCCACAUCCACUGGUUCCAACUCAACUAUAUCCAAGAUUGUUAACAUGGUUGAGGAUGCUCAAGGCCGGGAAGCACCGAUCCAGAGGCUUGCAGAUUCAAUUGCCGGACCAUUUGUGUAUUGUGUAAUGACUUUAUCAGCAACAACAUUUGCUUUCUGGUACUAUCUCGGUUCAAAAAUCUUCCCAGAUGUUUUGCUUAAUGCCAUUGCCGGACCAGAUGGAGACCCUCUGCUUCUUAGCUUAAAGCUUGCUGUUGAUAUCUUGGUUGUUUCAUGCCCUUGUGCAUUAGGUCUUGCAACACCAACGGCGAUUCUAGUUGGCACUUCACUUGGAGCAAAAAAGGGACUUCUUAUUAGAGGAGGAGACGUACUGGAAAGAUUGGCAGGCAUAGACUAUGUUGCUUUGGAUAAGACAGGAACCCUCACUGAAGGAAAACCUGCUGUGUCUGCUGUUGCAUCUAUGGGUUGUGAACAAUUAGAUAUUCUUCGAACUGCUGCUGCUGUGGAGAAAACAGCAUCACAUCCUCUCGCCAAAGCUAUUUUAGGCAAGGCAGAAUCAUUAAAUUUGGAUAUCCCUGUUACACGAGGACAAUUAGCAGAAGCAGGCUCAGGAACAAUGGCUGAAGUAGAUGGUCUUUUAGUUGCGGUUGGAAAGUUGGAAUGGGUUAGUGAACGCUUUAGUAAAAAAACAAGCUUCUCGGAUUUAAAGAGUCUUGAGCAGUCUCUGAUGCAUGAAUCGCAAAGCAGUUCAUCAUCAAGCCAUUCCAUGACAGUUGUAUAUGUUGGUUGGGAGGGUGAAGGCAUUGUAGGUGCUAUUGCAAUAUCUGAUAAUUUACGUGAUGAUGCUAAGUCUACAAUUAAGAGGCUUCAACAGAAAGGAAUUAGAACCUUUCUCUUAUCAGGGGACAGGGAAGAGGCAGUUGCAACAGUAGCAAAUACAGUUGGGAUACAAGAUGAAUUUGUUUAUGCAUCCCUGACUCCACAGCAAAAAUCUGCUACCAUCACAACUCUUCAAGCUUCAGGCCAUCGUCUAGCCAUGGUUGGUGAUGGCAUUAAUGAUGCACCAUCUCUUGCUCUGGCUGAUGUUGGGAUUGCUUUGCAAGUUGAAGGCCAAGAAAAUGCAGCCUCAAAUGCAGCGUCAAUCAUACUUCUUGGAAAUAGACUUUUUCAGGUCGUUGAAGCAUUUGACCUUGCGCGGGCUACCAUGGCAAAAGUCCAUCAAAACUUGACUUGGGCAGUAGCAUAUAAUUUGGUCACAAUUCCCAUAGCGGCUGGAGCACUACUACCCAAGUUUGAUUUUGCCAUGACACCAUCUCUAUCAGGUGGAUUGAUGGCCUUGAGCUCAAUAGUUGUUGUCACCAACUCCUUACUCCUGCAACUCCAUGGUUCUCAAAAGGGAAAGCAACGAUACUUUCAAUGAUAACAUGUGCACUAGCUCAGAGCCCGAUUACGCCUUCCACGAAGACCUAAUAAUAAUGCUUUAGAUGAAUUGAGUUGUGGCAGCCCUAUAAUGAGGUUGGCAUCCAUAGACUUUAUCUAUUGCCUCUACGGCUCUACCUGUCUUUAAUCCUGUAGCAACGAUACGCAUUUAACAGACGUGAUUCCUGGUUUUGUUAUUAUGAACGAAUAAAGUCGCAUGUAAUGAUGAACCUAAAGUAGUAAGUAGGACUGAUACCGGAAAGUGGAAACAAGUAUUUAUUUAUAUGUAUUUAUAAAUACAAAAAUGAUCUUUGUACC